Molecule: messenger RNA, 4107 nt
Organism: Dipodomys ordii (Ord's kangaroo rat)
Lineage: Eukaryota; Metazoa; Chordata; Mammalia; Rodentia; Heteromyidae
Gene: Wdr19
Product: WD repeat domain 19
Exons: 33
Coding region: 1-3741 (1246 amino acids)
Biological process (GO): cilium assembly; intraciliary retrograde transport
Cellular component (GO): cilium; intraciliary transport particle A
Molecular function (GO): protein binding
Source: RefSeq, a predicted model, not a curated record
AUGUCUGGCUGUCUUUUUAAAAGCAACUGUGUGUCUAUGGACUGGGAUAAAGAUGGAGACAUCCUAGCAGUAAUUGCUGAGAAAUCUAAUUGCAUUUAUCUAUGGGAUGCCAACACAAACAAGACCAGCCAACUAGACAGCGGCAUGAGGGAUGAAAUGUCUUUCCUUGUUUGGUCAAAAGUUGGAAGUUUCCUGGCUGUUGGAACUAUGAAAGGAAAUUUGCUUAUUUAUAAUCAUCAGACAUCUCGAAAGAUUCCUGUCCUUGAUCUCCAGAUAUGGUCACUUGGCACCUGCCCUCUGAAUACCUCGAAGACUGGGAGGUUCAUCUAUGCAUCUAAUAAAAUACAGAUUCUGUUUCAUCCAGAACUUCUAAGUAUUUGUGGCAAUAGAUGUUCAGUUCUUAGUCUAGUUUUAGUCAGAAAUGAAACAUCCGUGAGAUUUGAGCCAAGCGACAUGCAGUUUUCCACAAAGAAGAUGGAUGAUCGAGGUUCUUCUACUGAAAACACAAUAAGUGUGGUGAUUGGCAAGAGAAAUUUGUUUCUUUAUUAUCUGAAUGAGCCAGAUACCCCAGUGGAUGUGGAAUUUCAGCAGCGGUACGGCAACAUUGUCUGCUAUAGUUGGUAUGGGGACGGCUACAUCCUCAUUGGAUUUUCACGUGGGAAUCUUGUGGUAAUUUCGACUCAUAUUCGAGAAAUUGGGCAGGAGAUAUUCCAGACGCGCGACUAUAAAGACAGUCUAACCAGUAUUGCCUUAUCGCAGAGUCUGAACAAAGCAGCUACAUGUGGCGAUAACUGUGUUAAAAUCCAUGACUUAACUGAGUUAAAAGACAUGUAUGCCAUCAUCAACCUGGAUGAUGAAAAUAAAGGCCUGGGAACCUUGUCGUGGACAGAUGACGGGCAGUUGCUGGCACUCUCUACUCAAAUGGGCUCGCUGCACGUUUUCCUGACAAAGCUGCCCAUUCUCGGGGACUCCUGCCAGACAAGGAUCGCGUAUCUCACCUCCCUCCUGGAGGUCACCGUGGCCAACCUCGUUGAAGGAGAGCAACCAAUUGUAAUCUCUGUGGAUGUGGAACCCAACUUCGUGGCCGUGGGUCUUUAUCAUCUGGCUGUAGGCAUGAAUAAUCGAGCUUGGUUUUAUUCCUUAGGGGAUAAUGGUGUAAGAAAGUUAAAAGAUAUGGAGUAUCUGGGCACGGUGGCCAGUGUGUGCCUUCACAGUGACUAUGCAGCUGCGCUCUUUGAAGGCAAAGUCCAGUUACACUUGAUAGAAACUGAAAUCCUGAACACCCAAGAAGAGCGCGAGACUCGGCUCUUCCCAGCAGUGGACGACAAGUGUCGUAUUUUGUGUCAUGCCUUAACGGGGGAUUUCCUCAUCUAUGGGACAGAUACUGGGGUUAUUCAGUACUUCUUCAUAGAAGACUGGCAGUUCGUUAGUGAAUACCGACAUCCUGUCAGCGUGAAAAAGAUUUUUCCUGACCCAGAUGGGACCAGAUUGGUUUUCAUUGAUGAAAAAAGUGAUGGAUUUGUCUACUGUCCAAUUAAUGAUGCCACCUACGAGAUUCCAGACCUCUCGCCUACCAUUAAAGGUGUUCUGUGGGAAAACUGGCCAAUGAAUAAAGGUGUAUUUCUUGCUUACGAUGAUGAUAAGGCCUACACUUACGUCUUUCACAAGGACACUAUACAAGGAUCCAAGGUUAUUUUGGCUGGUGGCACCAAGGUUCCCUUCUCUCAUAAACCUUUGCUGUUAUACAAUGGCGAGCUGACCUGCCAGACACAGAGCGGGAAGCUGAACAACAUCUACCUCAGCACCCACACUUUCCUCUACAACCUCAAAGACUUGCAUCCCACUGACCUGAGGCAAAUGUUGUCACAGACCCUCAUGCUCAAGAGGUUUUCCGACGCUUGGGAAAUAUGCAAGAUCCUGAUGGACCCGGAUGCGUGGAGGGAGCUGGCCAGAGCUUGUCUACACCACAUGGAAGUGGACUUCGCAAUCCGUGUGUAUCGGACGAUUGGGGAUGUUGGAAUAGUGAUGUCCUUGGAACAAAUAAAGGGAAUAGAGGACUACAGUCUACUGGCAGGACAUCUCGCCAUGUUCACCAAUGACUUCAACCUGGCUCAGGACCUGUACCUGGCAUCCAGCUGUCCCAUAGCUGCCCUGGAGAUGAGAAGGGACUUACAGCAUUGGGACAGUGCCCUGCAACUGGCCAAACGCCUGGCCCCAGACCAAAUACCAUUCAUAUCCAAAGAAUACGCCAUUCAGCUGGAAUUCACGGGUGAUUAUGUAAAUGCUUUGGCUCAUUAUGAAAAGGGCAUCACGGGUGAUAAUAAGGAACAUGAUGACGUGUGCCUGGCGGGGGUGGCCCAGAUGGCCAUACGAAUGGGGGACAUCCGCAGAGGGGCCAACCAAGCCCUCAAGCACCCCAGCAGAGUCCUCAAAAGAGACUGUGGAGCCAUACUGGAAAACAUGAAGCAAUUUUCAGAAGCAGCCCAACUCUACGAGAAAGGCCUGUACUAUGACAAGGCUGCAUCUGUUUACAUCCGCUGUAAGAACUGGGCAAAAGUUGGUGAGCUCCUGCCUCACGUUUCCUCUCCAAAGAUCCACUUGCAGUAUGCCAAAGCUAAAGAAGCAGAUGGAAGGUACAAGGAAGCUGUGGUGGCGUAUGAGAGUGCCAAGCAGUGGAACAGUGUGAUCCGCAUCUACCUGGACCACCUCAAUAACCCCGAAAAGGCCGUCAGCAUCGUCAGGGAGACCCAGUCUCUGGAUGGAGCCAAGAUGGUGGCCAGGUUUUUCCUACAGCUGGGUGACUAUGGGUCUGCUAUCCAGUUUCUGGUCAUGUCCAAAUGUAACAAUGAAGCUUUCACCCUGGCUCAGCAGCACAACAAAAUGGAAAUAUAUGCAGAUAUCAUUGGUUCUGAAGACACAACUAAUGAAGACUACCAAAGCAUUGCCUUAUACUUCGAAGGGGAAAAAAAACAUCUCCAGGCUGGAAAAUUCUUCCUGCUAUGUGGCCAAUAUUCACGAGCACUUAAACACUUCCUGAAGUGCUCAAACUCAGAAGAUAAUGUGGCAAUAGAAAUGGCAAUUGAAACUGUUGGCCAGGCCAAGGAUGAACUGCUGACCAACCAGCUGAUCGACCAUCUGAUGGGCGAGAGUGACGGCAUGCCUAAGGAUGCCAAGUACCUGUUCCGUCUGUACAUGGCACUAAAACAAUACCGAGAAGCUGCCCGGACUGCCAUCAUCAUCGCCAGAGAAGAACAGUCUGCAGGAAACUAUCGGAAUGCCCAUGACGUUCUUUUCAGCAUGUACGCAGAACUGAAAUCCCAGAAGAUCAAAAUCCCCUCUGAGAUGGCCACCAACCUCAUGAUCCUGCACAGCUACGUGCUUGUGAAGAUUCACGUGAAGAAUGGAGAUCACCUGAAGGGGGCACGCAUGCUCAUUCGCGUGGCCAACAACAUUAGCAAAUUCCCUUCACGUGAGUACUCUGGGCCAGUGCAGGCCCCACGCUCCCAGCUCCACCUGGUAACUCAGCCCACACCAACCCUACGACACAGUGCGGGCCGGCACAUGGUGAAAGAUGAUUGGACAAUGUGUCCGCACUGUGAGUUCCCCGCGCUCUACUCGGAACUGAAGAUCAUGUUAAACACUGAAAGCACAUGUCCUAUGUGUUCAGAGAGAUUAAAUGCUGGCCAACUGAAAAAAGUUUCCGACUAUACACAAUACCUGCGAGCAGACAUGGAACAGUGAGCUGCAGGCGGAGAUAAAAUGUUCCUGAUAAAUGGCAUUUUUCCCCAGGAGGCUGUUUCCCCCCCGGGUGGACUUGGAAUGACCACUUCUGGAUAGACAAAAAGCAGCAAAGAUGGUCUCUCCAGGUAGAGCGGCCAAAUAGUGACAUAUAAACCCUGUUGUUUAUUGUACUUUGUAUAGUUUCCUCCUCAAAGUCAUAAUGUUUUAUGCUUUGCACUGUUCAUAGUAGAUAACAGAAUUGUAAAUAUUCAGCCUUUUGAUGACUUUUAUAUUUUGAAUUAUCUCCUCUAAAAUUGUUAACUAGACAUUUGUAACCUUUUCCUGGAUUUGGAGCUAGAGAUAAAGGAAAACAACUUUGAAAACACA